Penaeus monodon (black tiger shrimp) is the source of this 417-nucleotide messenger RNA. RefSeq lists its product as uncharacterized. The record is from RefSeq and is a predicted model, not a curated record. Lineage: Eukaryota; Metazoa; Arthropoda; Malacostraca; Decapoda; Penaeidae.
GAAGCGGCAAUUGUAGUGGUCGGGAAACACGUGCGAGAGAAUUUCUCCGGCGUGUUAUGUCAUUUCUGCAUGAUCUGAAGGGUUGAGCCCAAAGUAGUUAGACGCACAAUGGAGGUCUUAGUGAAAGAAAUGAGCCAGAGGGCGUUGCCUUUAAAACGGAUAGAUGAGCUGCUUAAACUUCACGUUAAUAAGCACAAAGGAAAGAAUCUGCCCUGGACUAACAUUGCCAGACUCCUCUCCAAGGAAGUUGUCGAAUCAAAGUCUGGAUUUCUUUUUCAAAACAUUAGGAAACUAUGUAAAAUAAAAUUGUCGGAGACUGUUAACCAGGGCUUGAAGCUCCCCAAAAAGUCAUGUCAGAAGUACCGUGACAUGCUCAGUCGCCUCCAGACUGAAAUGCACUACAACUUUGAAGACACU